This is a messenger RNA of Lutzomyia longipalpis, 3538 nucleotides long. It is a transcript of the gene hzg, whose product is annotated as phosphatase Herzog. Lineage: Eukaryota; Metazoa; Arthropoda; Insecta; Diptera; Psychodidae. Bases 326 to 1150 code for a protein of 274 amino acids. The transcript has 5 exons. Gene Ontology annotation, molecular function: RNA polymerase II CTD heptapeptide repeat phosphatase activity. The record is from RefSeq and is a predicted model, not a curated record.
GUUUGCUUACUAAACGUCAGUCAGAGCGAGCUUUUCCGACGAAUUGUUGGACGAGCAGUACGUCACGGUGGGACGAAGAAGAAGAAUAAAAAUCUCGUCGUUUUAUAUUUUGCAAAAUAAAUUGAAGAAUCGGUCGCAAAAGUGGUGUUGUCUUUUUUUUAUGUUAUUGUUCACGUUCCCAGUGUGGUGUUGUUGUGCAAAGAAUAAAAUAGACAAAUUAGUUGCUGCCAGAGAGACAGUGAGAGGAAAGAAGAAAAGACGACGACAAAGUUGGGCGCAAACGGAGACUGCGAGAGGAAGGAAGGAAAAAAGCUUAAAUGCUUAAAUGGACGCGGCGGCUAUAAUUACGCAAGUUUCCCGCGAAGAUGAGCAAUUGAAUGCAUAUCCCGUCGACAAAGUUGAAAAUGUUGAUGAUAGACUAAAGCCACCGAAGCGAGGAUUCUUCCAGGCGAUAUUCUGUUGCUGGCGACGAGCACGGACGAAAAGUAAUCAAAAUGGGACACCAGUGGAUGGAUCAAUUACACCGCCACCACUUCAGGGACCCCAGAAGUAUUUGUUGCCACCGGUUCGGCAUUCGGAUAUGCACAAAAAGUGCAUGGUUAUAGAUUUAGAUGAGACCCUAGUGCAUAGCAGUUUUAAGCCUAUCCCAAAUGCAGAUUUCAUUGUACCAGUGGAAAUUGAUGGGACUGUCCAUCAAGUUUAUGUUCUCAAGAGGCCACAUGUUGAUGAGUUUCUCAAGAAGAUGGGUGAACUCUAUGAGUGUGUCCUUUUUACAGCAUCACUGGCAAAGUAUGCCGAUCCAGUGGCGGAUUUGCUGGACAAAUGGAGCGUCUUUCGUGCGAGACUCUUUAGAGAAUCAUGUGUCUACCAUCGGGGCAAUUAUGUAAAAGACUUGAAUAAGUUGGGGAGAGAUUUGCAAAAGAUUGUUAUUGUUGAUAACUCACCUGCAAGCUAUAUCUUCCAUCCGGACAAUGCGGUGCCAGUAAAGUCCUGGUUUGACGACGUCACGGACUCAGAAUUGCUCGAUUUAAUACCACUUUUUGAGAAAUUGAGCAAAGUUGAAUCCGUUUAUAGUGUAUUGUGCAAUUCAAAUCAACCCAUUUUGCAAACGGGAAGUCCGCCCAGCAUAAAUGAUGUGAAUAACACGUAACAGUGGGAAUAUUAUUUUAUUAACAUUUAAAAAAACAUACAACAAAAAAAAUGCAAAAUGAUCAACACAUGUCAAGGAGAAAAGUUUUAACAAAAGAUGAAAAAUUAAGAAAUGAAAUUAGAUAAAAAAUGGACGUACUCUGCAUAGAAAGACAUCUUCAAUGCUUCAUUUUUUUUUCAUUUAAACAUAAUCUUUAAAAAAAAACAAAAUAAUAUAAAUUUUUCUUUUCUUUUGAAGAAGAAAAUAAAUGAAAUCUAUGCAGGGCCAUGGAAGGAAAAAGAAAUGAUUUUUAAACAAAAAAAAUAUGAUUAGUUUUUAGUGUUAUUUUAUUAGUGUAUGAAAAAAUACAGAAAUUAAUCAAAGGGAAAUCUAUAAAGAUUCGCAAUUGGGGGUAUGUUUGUGGGAGAAUUAAGAGAAACAAAGGAAAUUGUGUGUAUGUCGUGUAAAAUUUGUAUUUUAUCUAUGUGGAUAAAAUUAUUUUUUUCCAAACGAAUGAGUGAGGUGAAAAAUAAAGGAGGAGUUAAUAUGAAUACAGAAGAAGUGUUAAAUGAAUGUUCUUUUUAUCAAUGAAAGAAAGUAAGACUGUGUGUGAAAUGAUGUAAAAUAUUUUAUGUAAUUAUAAUUAAAAAAAAAAAGAAAAAAAUUUCUGUUUUCAAUUUUUCAUGAAAUGCAUUAAAAAUGAUUUAUUUUAGUGCGUGGUGUAAAAAUCGUGAGUGCAAAAAAACAGAUAAAAUUAAGUUAAUGUAUAACCCGUAGAAAUGUAUACCAGUAGUAGAAAAAAAAAUCUAAUUUAAUAAGAAGACAUUUUGGCACACACUUCAUUUUUUAUAGAAAAAAAAACGAAAUAAUAUUUAUCAGUUAAAGUUUAUGUUUUUUCUUUCGUUUUAUUAGAGAUUUCCAAUUCAGAAAAAUUUUCUGUUGAUACCAACACAAUUCUGUAGUAAAUUUCAUUGUUUUUUUUAUUCUUAUUUACAAUAUAGAAGCUCUUAAAUGAAAAGAUAGUCUUUUCUUUAAGUUAGGUGCUAUCUGAAUUUAUAGUUAUUUGGGGGGAAUUCUUUCAUUGAUUUUAACCAUGGAAGGAUGCGAUUAUUGGUAGGUAAUGGAAAUCAUCCCGUAAGAAAUUUAUUUCCUCUGAAAAAGUUUUCAUUUUCACCACAAAAUUUUCUUGAAAGAAAAAAAAAGAACUGGUGGUGUUAAGUACUGAGAUUCGAACCCAAUGAAUUAAGGUUAUAAAGCUAGUAUUUUACCUAUUGUACCAAAAUAUUUUUCUUUCCAAUACAAUGGGUUUUACUAUGAUUGAAAUUGUAUUUUAGAUAAAAGGGCAAUUGGGAUGCUUUUAUAAAUAAAAAAAAUAGUGCUGCAAAUGAACCAGAUAGCAGCACUUAUAUCCACAAUUGAAAAAAAAGAAUUAUAGUUUUUUUUAUCAAUUUUCUCGACAAAGAUUAACUCAAAGGUAAGACACUAUUUUCGUCUUAUAUUAAAUUUGAACUGUACCACCCAUUAGCACUCAGUUGUCCUUCUUUCUUUACGACCUCAGUGAUUUUACGUUAAAUGUUAACCUGCUCAAAAGUUAGAUUCUUUUAAAACGGUAGGGAUGACUGCGGUAGUAAACGUUCAAACAAUUCUCAUAACUUCUCUUUUCCGCAAUAUCCAUGCCUUAAGUCCUUAUCCUUGAAGAAUUACAAAAGAAAACUUUUAUAUAAUUCACCAAUUAACCGUUUUGCGAAAUUUUGCUUUUCAUUUGUUUGAAUCUACUUCUUUUACAGGGCAGAGAAAGCUCUAUAAAAAUUACCAUAAAAGGGUUAAGUAAAUUGUUUUUCUCAAAUAAAUUUCAGAAAAUAAUAAAUUAAACAUUCAACAAAGAAUAAUUUUACUUUCUAUUCAAUUGUGAGCUUCUAAAUAAUUUUGUUUUAUAAAUACAGAGAGAACAGUAUUAUUUAAUUUUUAUAGAAUUCAAUUUAUAUUUUUUUUUUUACAAAACAAACAUCUAUUUAAAUAAACAAACAUUCAUCACACUGACAGAACUAAAUAAAAAAGUAAACAAAAAGAAAACAAUUAGAACAUGAAUAAAAAAAUAGAAAGUAAUCCAUCAUGAAAUCCGAGGGAUUUUUGAGAAAAUAGAAAAAAAGAAAAAAUAAAUAAAAUGGACCACAAAUUAAUUUUCAGAGAGACCAUAUAAAUAGUGGAAAUAGUUUAUAUAAUAUAAUAAAGGAAAACAAGGGAAAAAAAUUGCUGAUAGAAAUUCAAUUUUUAAAAAGAACGAACUGAAUUUGUAUUUUUAUACAACUUGAAAAAAAGAAGGAUGCAACAGUUUUACUACAAAAAGUAUAUAUUUAAAUUAUAUAAGAAAAAAAAAAGAAUAAAAAUCACGUAGUAAUAGAAGAAAAA